AUGGCAACCCAAGAGCUUCGCAGACAAGUCAUUCGGGUCUACAAGGAGUUACUCUACCUGGGCCGUGAAUACCCGCUGGGAUACGACUACUUCCGGACAAGACUACAUGGCGCAUUCGCAGCGAAGAUGAAUCUCACCGACACAAAGGAGAUUGAGGAGGGCAUCAAGAGGGCUGAAUUUGUGAAGAAGGAAGUGGAAGCAUUGUAA
Molecule: messenger RNA, 207 nt
Organism: Talaromyces amestolkiae
Lineage: Eukaryota; Fungi; Ascomycota; Eurotiomycetes; Eurotiales; Trichocomaceae
Exons: 3
Coding region: 1-207 (68 amino acids)
Biological process (GO): respiratory electron transport chain
Cellular component (GO): mitochondrion
Source: RefSeq, a predicted model, not a curated record